UCACAAGUUCACAACGCAAGAAUAUUGAAUUUUAAAAAUUUGGCAGUGCGUUGAUUUUGUUCAGCAGACGAAAAGGAUUUUUGUCGGUUGUCGAAAAUCCGCUCUGUUUGGAGUUGGACUGGAAAACAUUUAAAGACAAUAAUCGACUUUGACAAAUAACGUUGAGUGAGUCCUACAAUCGCGUGUAUACUUCAAGAACGGCAACAUGUCCUUUCCAGAUAAAGAAAAACGACAGAAAUGCUGGGAUUCCCGUGAUCGCUACUGGGAAUGCUUAGAUAAGAGCGGCGAUCAAAUUGAAAAGUGCGUGGAAGUAAGGACACUCUACGAAACUACCUGUCCGAGUCAAUGGGUUAAACACUUUGACCGGAAACGGGAAUAUCUGAAGUUUAAGGAACGCAUUAAUGAAGGGCUUCAAACCGCAUGUGGACCAGUUACUUCAAAGAAUUCUCUUACGGCUCCGCGUCAGCGAGUUUACCGUCAAACGGUCACGACUCUCACUUAAGCUAGAAAAGCGCCAUAACAAAUGAAUAAACACGGAAAUAAAUUUUAAAAAUGUCUUGAAAAUUGCCCUGUAUAAACGUGCCAAAUAACGGUAGUAUUAUUAAUGCUCUUCAUUUUGUUAAAAACACAAUAUUUGCCAUUUAUUAUUUGCAUAAUGAUUCAUCACGCGGGAGUAAGUUUCUUAUUUUACAAUUUCUUUCAAAGCGGUGUUCACAAAAAGGUUCCUAGCAUUACGUGCAUAAUAUUUACUCAAUUUGGCAAUUAUAGUUUAUGGUAUUAUGAGGUGCUGUGAUUUGACAGUAGGCUAAUAGGCUAUAAACCUCUUGGCACAGACGUGUAGUUGUUAUAUAUUACACAUGCGUAAAUUAUAGAUAGCUGUAGACGUGACACGGAAGCGAUCAACGAGUUUGAAAAUUGCGCCGAACUUGCGGUACGAAUCCAAUUCGACGGAAGAAAGUGUGUGAUACUUGUUUGUAUAAAUCAUUCAAUAUGGUGUUGAUGUUCCUUGAAAUGUUUUCAUCUAAACGCAAUUAUCUUCCCUAACGUACAUAUUUCUUAUGUUGUCAUGCUGUUGUGUUACUGGCUCGACCUAUAGUAACUGUAUAACUAAAUAAGCAAUUAUCACCGACUUUUAACACCUAAUAAAAAAUUAAUUUACUACG
Molecule: messenger RNA, 1163 nt
Organism: Daphnia pulex (common water flea)
Lineage: Eukaryota; Metazoa; Arthropoda; Branchiopoda; Diplostraca; Daphniidae
Product: cytochrome c oxidase assembly factor 6 homolog
Exons: 4
Coding region: 206-502 (98 amino acids)
Biological process (GO): respiratory chain complex IV assembly
Cellular component (GO): respiratory chain complex IV; mitochondrion
Source: RefSeq, a predicted model, not a curated record